This is a messenger RNA of Drosophila willistoni, 1585 nucleotides long. It is a transcript of the gene Gr63a, whose product is annotated as gustatory and odorant receptor 63a. Gene Ontology annotation, cellular component: neuronal cell body; membrane; axon. The transcript has 3 exons. The record is from RefSeq and is a predicted model, not a curated record. Gene Ontology annotation, molecular function: sweet taste receptor activity. Bases 79 to 1575 code for a protein of 498 amino acids. Gene Ontology annotation, biological process: sensory perception of taste. Lineage: Eukaryota; Metazoa; Arthropoda; Insecta; Diptera; Drosophilidae.
GCUAUCAAUUUUUAAUUAUCGAUGUCUGGUAGCCAAAAAGGCCGAGGACAAUGAAAUGUUCCUAACAGUUUUUAGAGAAUGGCCAACUACUAUAGACGUAAAAAACCAGAUGCGGUAUUUUUGAAUGCCAAGCCCAUUAAUAGUGCAAAUGCCCAAGCCUAUUUAUAUGGAGUGCGCAAGUAUUCCAUAGGCUUGGCCGAGAGAUUGGACAGUGACUAUCAACCGCCGCCAAUUGAAAGGAAAAAGAGUACGGCUAGUACCGGAUCGAAUAAUCCGGAAUUCACGCCAAGCGUUUUCUAUAGGAAUAUAGCUCCGGUUAAUUGGUUUCUACGAAUUAUUGGAGUUCUACCAAUUGUUAGACGAGGACCAGCUAGGGCUAAAUUCGAAAUGAACUCGGCUGCAUUUUUCUAUUCAGUUGUUUUCUUUAUGCUCUUGGCGUGCUAUGUGGGUUAUGUGGCCAACAAUCGCAUCCAUGUGGUGCGUUCCCUCAGUGGUCCCUUCGAGGAGGCCGUUAUUGCUUAUCUAUUUCUGGUUAACAUCCUGCCGAUUAUGAUUAUACCGAUCCUGUGGUGGGAGGCAAAGAAAAUUGCACGCCUCUUCAACGAUUGGGAUGACUUUGAGGUGCUAUACUAUCAGAUCUCUGGACACAGUUUGCCCUUGCAUUUGCGCCAGAAGGCCUUGUAUAUUGCCAUUAUUCUGCCCAUCCUUUCGGUUCUCUCUGUUGUGAUCACACACAUCACCAUGUCCGAUUUGAAUAUCAAUCAGGUGGUACCCUAUUGCAUUCUGGACAAUUUGACAGCCAUGUUGGGUGCCUGGUGGUUUCUCAUAUGCGAGGCAAUGAGCAAUACGGCCCACUUAUUGGCCGAACGUUUCCAGAAGGCCUUGAAGCAUGUGGGCCCAGCCGCUAUGGUGGCCGAUUAUCGUGUCCUGUGGCUACGCUUAAGCAAACUAACCCGUGAUACUGGCAAUGCCAUGUGCUAUACCUUCGUUUUCAUGAGUCUAUAUCUGUUCUUUAUCAUCACCCUAUCGAUUUAUGGCCUCAUGUCUCAGCUCUCGGAAGGCUUUGGCAUUAAGGAUAUUGGUCUGACCAUAACAGCUCUAUGGAAUAUAGGUUUACUUUUCUAUAUCUGCGAUGAGGCUCAUUAUGCCAGUGUGAAUGUACGUACGAAUUUCCAAAAGAAACUCCUAAUGGUCGAGCUAAAUUGGAUGAAUUCCGAUGCCCAGACAGAGAUCAAUAUGUUUUUGCGGGCCACCGAAAUGAAUCCAUCGAAUAUCAAUUGCGGUGGCUUCUUCGAUGUCAAUAGAAGUCUCUUCAAGGGCUUGCUUACCACAAUGGUUACCUAUUUGGUGGUCUUGCUGCAAUUUCAGAUCAGUAUUCCCACAGAUAAGGGUGAUGGUGAGGCCAGUACGAAUGUUACAGUGGUUGACAUGUUAAUGGAUAGUCUGGACAAUGAUAUGACCUUGCUGGGACCGACCAGUACGGCAGGAACAACAGCCACAAUGAGAGCAGCAGCAACAACAACAACAAUGGCAACACCAACAGUUAAACAAGGUCGGGCCGGACGACGGGGUUGAUAAAAGAGAG